This is a messenger RNA of Mixia osmundae IAM 14324, 1335 nucleotides long. RefSeq lists its product as uncharacterized. Lineage: Eukaryota; Fungi; Basidiomycota; Mixiomycetes; Mixiales; Mixiaceae. Gene Ontology annotation, biological process: Arp2/3 complex-mediated actin nucleation. Gene Ontology annotation, cellular component: actin cortical patch; Arp2/3 protein complex. The record is from RefSeq and is a predicted model, not a curated record. Gene Ontology annotation, molecular function: actin filament binding. The transcript is spliced from 6 exons. The coding region runs from base 1 to 1335 and encodes 444 amino acids.
AUGGCGAGGCUGCCGCCCAUCGUGUGCGACUCUGGCACGGGAUGGACCAAGAUGGGAUUCGCAGGCAACUCGGAGCCUUCCUUCGUCUUUCCGACCUGUAUCGCCACUCGUACACCCGGAGGCAGAGCAGGAGCACCCGCCGUGCCCUCCAAACCAGGCGGACUGUCUUCUAGCUCGGCAGGAGGAGGCGGAGGGAGCAGUCAUUCAUCGUCCAACGUAGCCAGCAAGCGAGGCAUAGAGGAUCUCGACUUCUACAUCGGCGAUGAAGCGAUUGCUCACUCGAAGACGUAUGCACUCGAUUACCCGAUCAAGCACGGCAUCGUAGAGAACUGGGAUCACAUGGAGAGGCUGUACGAGCAGAGCAUAUUCAAGUACUUGCGAGCAGAGCCAGAGGAUCACUACUUUCUCCUGGCACAGCCACCUCUCAAUCCACCCGAGAAUCGUGAGAUGACGGCCGAGAUAUUCUUCGAGUCUUUCAACGUGCAAGGCAUCUAUAUCGCAGUCCAAGCCGUCCUCGCACUGGCAGCCUCCUGGACAUCUUCCAAAGUCACCGACCGGACGCUCACAGGCACCGUCAUUGACUCUGGCGACGGCGUGACUCAUGUCAUCCCGGUGGCUGAAGGCUACGUGAUCGGCUCAUCGAUCAAGCAUAUCCCCAUAGCAGGACGAGAUCUGACUUACUUCACACAACAACUCCUACGAGAACGAAACGAAGCAAUACCGCCCGAGGAGUCCUUGAGGAUAGCAGAAAAGAUCAAGGAGGACUACGCAUACGUCUGCGGUGACAUGGUCAAAGAGUUCAGGAAGUACGACUCCGAUCCCGCCAAACACUUUGCGCAAUAUCACGGCAAACAUUCGGUGACGGGCAAGCCUUAUACUGUCGACAUUGGCUACGAGAGAUUCCUCGUGCCCGAAGUGUUUUUCAAUCCGGAGAUAUACUCUUCAGAUUUCUUGACGCCCUUGCCAGAGGUCGUGGAUAAUGUCAUCCAGACGAGUCCGAUUGACGUUCGAAGAGGUCUCUACAAGAAUAUCGUCCUAUCGGGCGGUUCGACGAUGUAUGAUCACUUUGGCAGGAGAUUACAACGCGAUCUCAAGAACCUUGUCGAUACCCGAUUGACGCUAAGCGAAGUCAACUCUGGCAAUCUCAUGAAGGCCACGGGCGUGGAUGUGAACGUCAUCUCACACAAGCGUCAACGGUAUGCAGUCUGGUACGGCGGCUCCCUGCUUGCCCAAUCACCCGAUUUUUACUCAUACUGCCAUAGCAAGGCCGACUACCAAGAGUAUGGACCGUCCAUCUGCUCUCGUUUCCAGGUCUUCGGCUCUGCUCAUGUGUAG